AUGGCUGCUAAGAAACUAAGAAGAGCAAGGUUGUCUCAGGAGCUGUGUGAAAGGCUGAGUCGCCAUCAGAUCACUACCUGUCAGGACUUUUUAUGUCUUUCCUUCUUGGAGCUAAUGAAAGUGACAGGACAGAGCUACUAUGAUGUGCAGAAGCUUGUUUGUAAAGUCAGCCGGGCUUGUGCUCCCAAAAUGCAGACAGCUUAUGAAAUGAAACUGAGGACGUCUGUCAAUCCCUCUUCAGCCUUUUUAUCCACCACGCUGCAUAGUUUGGAUGAAGUCUUGCAUGGUGGGGUACCCUGUGGAUCCCUCACAGAGCUAACUAGCCCACCAGGUUGUGGCAAAACUCAAUUUUGUAUUAUGAUGAGUGUUCUGGCUACGCUACCUGUCAGCAUGGGAGGACUAGAUGGGGCUGUUAUAUACAUUGACACAGAGUCUGCAUUCAGUGCUGAAAGGUUGAUUGAGAUAGCAGGAAACAGAUUCCCUACUUAUUUUGACUCCGAUGAAAAGCUGUUCUGCAUGACCCGUAGCAUUCACCUGUAUCGAGAGCUGACCUGUGGCAGUGUACUAAAGAGGAUUAUGUCUUUGGAAGAAGAAAUUAUUUCAAAGAAAGUUAAACUCAUAAUAAUUGACUCUGUUGCUUCAGUUGUCAGAAAGGAGUUUGACACAAAACUCCAAGGCAACCUGGCAGAGAGAAGUAACUUUUUGGCUAGAGGAGCAUCGAUGUUGAAGUAUUUGGCAGAGGAGUUCUCAAUACCAGUUAUCUUGACAAAUCAGAUUACCACAUCAUUGAGCAACGGCCUUGCGAUCCAGGCAGACCUGGUGUCUCCAGCUGAUGAUUUGUCCCUGUCUGAAGGAGCUUCUAGAAGUGGGAAGAGGGAAUCUAGUUGUGUGACAGCAGCCCUUGGCAACACGUGGAGUCACAGUGUCAACACCAGGCUCAUACUACAAUAUCACGACUUACCGACAAGACAGCUCCUGGUUGCUAAAUCCCCUGUUGCUCCAUUCUCUGCUUUUUUCUACACCAUUGAGAAAUCAGGCUUGGUUCUUCAAGAUGGAAAGGAUCAAACAAAUUUAACCUUGGAAGGAACCAAUCCUGCCCUGCAGACCAUACGAGUGAGGAACACUGCCUUGAAAGAUACUUUACUUGAUGCUGCUUUACCCAAAACUUCUGGUGAGACUCGGAGCAAUACAUCCAAUCUGUAG
Molecule: messenger RNA, 1203 nt
Organism: Charadrius vociferus (killdeer)
Lineage: Eukaryota; Metazoa; Chordata; Aves; Charadriiformes; Charadriidae
Gene: RAD51B
Product: RAD51 paralog B
Exons: 10
Coding region: 1-1203 (400 amino acids)
Biological process (GO): double-strand break repair via homologous recombination
Cellular component (GO): Rad51B-Rad51C-Rad51D-XRCC2 complex
Molecular function (GO): DNA binding; ATP binding; ATP hydrolysis activity
Source: RefSeq, a predicted model, not a curated record